AGGUUUCUGCUCUCCACCAUUCGCCAGCCACCCCCCGUCCCUCCCGUUCCCCCCACCCAUGGCCAGGAAGGUCGCGCAGCGCAGGCCGGCGGCGCCUCCCGCGCCGCCCGCGGCGAAGAAGGUGGUCAAGGUCCCCUCGAGGACGGCCAAGAGGGCGGCUCCGAAGAAGCAGAAGCUUCCCGAGCCCUCCUCCGACGACGACUCCGAGGCGGAGCAGCAGCCGCUCCACGAGGAGGAGGAGGAGGAUUCAGACGUCGAGGCCCCCUCCGACUCCGACGCCGAGGAGCUCUCUGGCUCGGACGCCGGUAGCAGCGAGGAAGAGGAGGACGAGGAAGAGGAGGAGGACGACGACCCCCUCGCCGGCGACUUCCUUGCCGGCAGUGACGACGGCAGUGACGAGGGGGGCGACUCUGGAGAGGAAUCAGAUGGGUCUGAUGACUUAGUGGCAAAGUCAGAAGCUCUUGAUCGACAGAAGGAGCAGGCUGAAGAAGAUGCAGCUGCGGACCUUGCACUCAACAUAAGAUCAGAAUCUGAUGAAUUCCGGUUGCCCACCAAGGAGGAGCUGGAAGAAGAGGCACUUGGUCCACCUAACCUGCCAAAUCUUAAAAGGAGGAUCUCAGAAAUUGUACGGGUACUCUCAAACUUUAGCAAGCUGAGGCAAGAAAAUGUUGCCAGAAAAGAUUAUGUCGAUCAGUUCAAGACGGACGUGAUGGCAUACUAUGGAUACAAUGAAUUUCUCAUUGAAGCAUUUGUUGAGAUGUUCCCAGCUGUUGAGGUUGUCGAGCUACUUGAAUCAUUUGAAAAAAGACCCCCUGAGUGCUUGCGUACAAAUACACUAAAGACCCGUAGGAGGGAUCUUGCUGCUGCUCUUAUUCCUAGAGGGUUUAAUCUGGAUCCGAUUGGAAAAUGGUCAAAGGUAGGAUUAGUUGUAUACGACUCCACUGUUUCGUCUGGCGCCACUGUUGAAUAUAUGGCAGGACAUUACAUGAAACAAGGCGCAAGUUCCUUUUUGCCAGUGAUGGCUCUUGCUCCGCAGGAAAAGGAGCGAAUAGUUGAUAUGGCAGCUGCCCCAGGUGGCAAGACCACAUACAUUGGAGCUCUGAUGAAAAAUACUGGAAUAAUCUAUGCAAAUGAGCUUAACGAGAAAAGGUUGCAUGGACUGUUGGGCAACAUACAUCGCCUGGGUGUGACAAAUACCAUAGUUUGUAAUUAUGACGGUAAAGAGCUCCCCAAAGUACUUGGAAUGAACUCAGUUGACAGAGUACUGUUGGAUGCACCCUGCACAGGCACCGGAACCGUUUGGAAAGAUGCACAAAUAAAAACAUCUAAGGACAUCGAUGACAUCAGGAAUUGUGCUUUCGUACAAAAGCAAUUGCUUCUGGCUGCUAUUGAUUUGGUUGACGCCAACUCCAAAACUGGUGGUUACAUUGUUUACUCUACUUGUUCGAUGAUGAUUCCAGAAAAUGAAGCAGUCAUCGACUAUGCCCUUAAAAAGAGAGAUGUAAAGGUUGUUCCUUGUGGAUUAGAUUUUGGACGCCCAGGAUUCAUCCGGUUCCGGGAGCAUCGCUUCCAUACGUCUUUAGACAAAACAAGGAGGUUUUAUCCUCAUGUCAACAACAUGGAUGGCUUUUUCGUAGCUAAGCUGAAGAAGUUGAGCAACACAAUUCCAGCCUCGUCCGAGUCAUCUAAAGAGCCCGAAGAAGCAGUGGAGGGCGUUGUUGAUCCAAACCAUGAUGAGGAAGAUGAGAAAGAUGUUCCUGAUGGGCAAUCCACUAAAUCGAAGAAUCAUAAACAGGGAAAGAAGAAAAAUGAACAAGCAAGCAUCCCUGAAGGGGGGGAGGGGGACCAGAGUCAGGCACCUGAAAGACCAGCAAAGCACCUCAAGAGCAACAAAGGCGUGAAGAAAAGUAGUGGCCCUAAAAGUGCUGAAAUGAACGGAGAUAAGAAAGAAACACGCGAUGAACAAACAGAGCAUGUCAAGAGUCAGAAGGGUUCCAAGAAAAGUAAAGGCCCUAAAAAUGCUGAAAUGGAUGUAGAUGAGAAAGAAACACCCAGUGAGCAAACAGAGGAUGUCAAAAGCCACAAGGGUGCGAAGAGAAGUAAUGGACCUAAAAGGGCUGGAAUAAAUGGAGAGAAGAAAGAUGUGGCCGAGGAGCAAACAGAGCAGACCAGCCACAAAAAGAAGGAUGUGUCUGAUAAAAUUAAGAAGUCUGGUUCCAAGAGCACCUCAGGGACCAAAGAGAAGAAACCGGUGUCCAAGGAAGGAAGCAAGAAGAGGAAAAGGAAAUGGCAAUUCAAGCUGAGGCGGGACUGGGAGGCAAAACAGAAGUCCGAGAAGAGGACGAAGGUAUGAAAAUUGGUGGUUCAAGAGAGCCACAUUAAUUAGCCUUAGAAGAGGAGAUUUAAAGUGAAACUUUGAUGUGCUAUGUAUGAAGAAAUGUAAAAGGAACGACUGUACACUCGAUUUUGGUCUACGGUACAAGUUUGUGGUGAAGCGAAAUUUUGUUGUACGCUGGAGGUGAUUGUCUAAUCUAAACACUAUCAUAUUUUUGUUUCUGUAUUGGUUUAGAGAAUAUGAUCAGUCAUUGUAGUUUUUCUCA
This is a messenger RNA of Triticum aestivum (bread wheat), 2600 nucleotides long. Its product is annotated as 26S rRNA (cytosine-C(5))-methyltransferase NOP2B. Bases 59 to 2353 code for a protein of 764 amino acids. Gene Ontology annotation, molecular function: rRNA (cytosine-C5-)-methyltransferase activity; RNA binding. Lineage: Eukaryota; Viridiplantae; Streptophyta; Magnoliopsida; Poales; Poaceae. The record is from RefSeq and is a predicted model, not a curated record. Gene Ontology annotation, cellular component: nucleolus. The transcript is spliced from 17 exons. Gene Ontology annotation, biological process: maturation of LSU-rRNA; rRNA base methylation.